Molecule: messenger RNA, 240 nt
Organism: Anisakis simplex (herring worm)
Lineage: Eukaryota; Metazoa; Nematoda; Chromadorea; Rhabditida; Anisakidae
Source: the annotation of a GenBank genome assembly
AUGCCGAACGGACUGCUCAAAAUCACGGGAUUACCACUCGAUACGAGCUGUAUUCAGUGUGAUGUCACCAUUGAAGACCCUUCCGUAACUUCGUUGUUGAAUUCAUCGUUGAAACCAAAGAAAUCGAAGAAAAAAACUGAAAAUGCCGACAAGAAGGAUGCGGCAGCAGAAGCCGGUGAUAACUGUGGAGACAAGAAAGAAGUAGAACAAAAGGCAACCGAAGUGAAAUCGAAAGUGUGA